Ostrea edulis (European flat oyster) is the source of this 1477-nucleotide messenger RNA. RefSeq names its product MFS-type transporter SLC18B1-like. Lineage: Eukaryota; Metazoa; Mollusca; Bivalvia; Ostreida; Ostreidae. Gene Ontology annotation, biological process: transmembrane transport. Gene Ontology annotation, molecular function: transmembrane transporter activity. The record is from RefSeq and is a predicted model, not a curated record. The coding region runs from base 1 to 1383 and encodes 460 amino acids. The transcript is spliced from 13 exons.
AUGAAAGGGACAGAUCCAGAACCUGUGGAAAUGGUGCCAUUGAUAACUUCAGAUUCUAGUACAGACGACGAAAGCAAUAUUAUUCAUGAGAAGGAGGAUAGUGAUUUUUCAUUUUCAAAGAUUCCAAAACACAAAAAGAUUCUUCUGGCAGUAACGGCGUUCUCGAACUUUUUAAAUGUUUCAUGUUUCUCUCUCUCCAUGUCAUUCUUCCCAACAAAGGCUGAAAAGAAAGGAGUUCCUCAAACUGUGAUUGGAAUUAUCUUUGGGGUGUAUGAACUUGUUAUUUUCUUGUCUUCUCCGAUAUUGGGAAAUUAUAUGACAAGAAUUGGAACAAAGUACAUGUAUCUCGCAGGAACCAUGGUUGGAGGAUUCGGUGCCUUAGUAUUUGGAGUGUUGGAUAACUUUUCAGACGAGAUGGUAUAUAGUGUCGUGUGUUUUUUAUGUCGCGCAAUGGAAGGUUUUGGAAGUUCUAUGUUUUAUACAGCCAGUUUUGCCACAAUCACAGGUUCAUUUCCAGAUAACGUUGGGACAGCAUUAGGCCUUCUACAGACAUCCGGUGGACUUGGAAUUAUAAUUGGACCAGCAGUUGGUGGUGCCCUUUAUGAGUUAGGCGGAUUUGGUUUGCCUUUUUUCGUCGUUGGUAGUAUGAUAAUACUUAGUGGAACAUCUGGGUAUCUCCUGAUACGGCAUAUUUCAGAUUCUCCAAGAGACAGACACAAAUCCGUUUUCUUUCUACUCAAGAAUCCUUAUACGUGGGUGGUUAGUUUGACAAUAACAGUGGGAUGUUUUGCUAUGGGGUUUAAUGACUCCACUCUAGCAUUGCAUGUUGAGAACCUAGCAGAGUUGAAAGGGAAACCAUCAUUAAUAGGGCUGAUGUUUUUGAUAUGUGGACUAAUGCACUCCAUCACCGGACCACUAUAUGGAUAUGUUAUCGAUAAAAAAGGUUAUGUGAUGAGCACGAUGACAAUGGGAAGUUUAACAACGGCGAUUGCUUACUUAUUGAUGGGGCCAACACCUUUAAUAGAUAUGUUACCUUUUGAAAUCUGGUCUGUCAUUUUGUCCCUUUUUCUGCUGGGAGUGGGUUUAGCGGGUGUCAUUAUUCCAACCUUCUCAGGCCUGAUGGAAUCAGCGAAAAAUAUUGGAAUGGACGAAAGUAUGGAUACACAUGGUGUGGUUUCUGGUCUAUUCAAUUCCUGCUUUUCUCUAGGAGCAUUUCUAGGGGCCAGUGUAGGGGGUGCAUUAGUGGAUCAAAUUGGUAACGAAUGGUCAACAACAUUCUGUGCGGGGUUACUAAUAAUAUCAGCUAUGGUCCUUGUACUUUAUGGUUACUGCAAUUAUUUGAAAGUGCAAAGACACAACACAAGAAGUAUUAUGAUUAUGUAAUCCAUGAAUAUGUUAACAGUAUUUAAUGAUUUCUGUAUGUAUCAAUUACAACUAUUCUCAUCAACCAAACAUAAUAAACAUUUAUUUCACAUUG